AUGUGGAAUAAGCCCUCCAAAAGCCGCAAGUCAAAGGGAAAGGCCCAAAGUGCCAGCAGCAAGAAGGGAAAGGGCGGUAAGAAGGGUGCAGGUGGCAGGAAGAAGAAGAAAAAGGACAAGAAGGAGAAAGAAACUGAGGUGGAUAUUCUGAGCCCGGCAGCCAUGUUCAACCUGUACUACAUCUCUCACAAUGUCACCGACAGCCUAAGCUUUCGAGGCUUUGCCUGGCCUGGUAGUCCAAAGAAGAAAGGACGGCGAUGA
Molecule: messenger RNA, 261 nt
Organism: Carcharodon carcharias (great white shark)
Lineage: Eukaryota; Metazoa; Chordata; Chondrichthyes; Lamniformes; Lamnidae
Product: small lysine-rich protein 1
Exons: 2
Coding region: 1-261 (86 amino acids)
Source: RefSeq, a predicted model, not a curated record